Molecule: messenger RNA, 1399 nt
Organism: Lindgomyces ingoldianus
Lineage: Eukaryota; Fungi; Ascomycota; Dothideomycetes; Pleosporales; Lindgomycetaceae
Product: ankyrin
Exons: 1
Coding region: 109-1020 (303 amino acids)
Cellular component (GO): nucleus; cytoplasm
Molecular function (GO): protein binding
Source: RefSeq, a predicted model, not a curated record
CAUCAGUCUAACGUGUCGCCAUACCGCUAGUCAGUUUCUUCUGUGCUCUUUAGUCUUGAUCUCCGUCGCCACCAGGUUCAAAGCUUGAAACAACACGCCGACCAAGCCAUGGCUACAUCAUCACCAUCUUCCAAACACCUGAUCACUCUUUGCAAGAAUGGCGAGUGCAAGCAGCUGCUCUCGGAGCUUCAACAACCCGCGACGUCCCAGGUAGCUUUAAGCGACGAAUAUGUCGUCAUCGACCCAGAUGUGGGGAGGCUCCAGAAGCAGUUUAACCUUCAGCGCAUGCUUGAAGCCGCUGCACGGGCCGGGCAUGCCGACACGGUCGAGUUACUUGUCAGGUUCGGCCAGCAGCACGGCGUUGCCGUGUCGAACUUAGUUACGCCUCUCAUCAUCUGCGAUGCUCUAAGCCAUGAGAACUCGCUUCAGGUUCUGCUCAAAUUUCAUGCCGUUGAGCCUGAUGUCUUCUCUUUACGUCUCCCGUUGGGCGGCAGCAUCCUAGGAGCCGCCUGCGGGGGUGGGCCAAACUCAGAGCGGAUACCUCGCAAGAAGUACCUCGGCCUCGUACGACAUCUUAUGGGAAUCGGAUAUAACCCCAAUGCGAAUCUUCUGACGCACCCCGAUACCCCGGGCUAUCUUCUGUACGUCGCCUGCUGGCAAGCUUGUCGUGAAAUCGUGGAGUGUCUGCUAGAGCAUGGCGCUGUUAUCACCGGCUCAGAGGCUACACGCGUGGCUGCGAAUCGUGGCCGGAUCGAUAUUCUUGAGGUGUUACUGCAGUACGGGGCCAACCUUAACGAAUGCUUUACUCAGGAAGGCAUAAACGGGCCACCGGGGACUGCGCUCCAUGCCGCAGUUGCGUCUAGGCAGGUCGCCACCGUCGAGUGGCUGCUACAGCACGGGGCAGACGCUAGCCUUCGUAAUAUCGAGGGGAAAACGGCAGGUGAUCUUCUACCUACAGAUAGCGACGAGGCUCUAAAGGAUAUUUUGAGGAUAUACGGCUGCCACGUGUCGAUUGAUUGACGAUGAAGAUAAAUGGUGAAUUCCUGUCGCACGGAAUUUCUACCCGGUGAGACAUGGCAGAUGUGCAUUACAUGAUUGCCGCUAAGACGCUCCUAUAAAAGGAUCUUCCGUCAACUCUGUAUCUGCAUAGACACAACACUCAACACACAUCGCGCACUAUCGCGCCAACAAAAUUACAAUUACUUACCUUAACGUUGUGGCUUAAUUCCCUUCUUAUUUUUACUGUUCAGUUAACCCUACCGCAGUGCGGCAUUACCCUAUCUCUAGAGUAAAAAAAUUUUCUGUGUUCUAAACAGUUGCGAUGGUCUGCGAGACUGUACCGCGAAUGUUAUAGGCAUGUCGCUGCAAUGCAAUUUGUUACCCCAGGCAGCUAGCAGAG